AUGAGGGAGAGGGAAAGUAGAAUCGAGGAGAAUUUCGGGAAGGGAAGUGUGAUUUGUUGCAUCCUAAAAGGACUGUUCAAUGACGUUACAGUGCAAAUCAGUCUGACUGGGGUGCCAAUUAACUUAAUGGGUGGAGGCCUACCAACCACUUAUGUCUUGGAGCAAAUUCAUGUUCACUGGGAAGCAGAGCACACAAUCGAUGGUGUUAGAGAUGCCAUGGAAUUACAUUUCGUCCAUUAUGACAAAGAAUUCGCAAAUGCUACUUCAGCCUCGAAAUAUCCAAAUGGAAUAGCUGUUGUUGCAGUUCUCUUUGAGUUGAGCAAUAAGAACAAUGAAGAUCUCAAAACCAUUUUGAAAGCUGUUGAAUUGACGUCAAAUUGGGUUGGACCCAAUACAGCAAUGAUCCAAUCAAAAGUGGUCCCUGCUCUCCUCUUGCCAAAGGAUCGUACAACUUUCUACCGAUACGAAGGAUCUUUGACAACUCCCGGAUGUCAAGAAUCUGUCAUUUGGACUGUCCUGACAGAAAAGUUGACAGUUUCAGAAUCUCAGUUAAAUAUUCUGAAACGUGUCGAAUCCAGUCACGGAGAUUUAAAAUUUAACCAUAGACCAGUUCAAGAAUUGGGGAUGAGAGACGUUUAUCAUCACAUGGAAGGAUAUUCCUCCUCACCCUCCCUUAUUUCAAAUUUACCAGUCACAAUUUUUAUCAUUUUUAUAGCUAGAAUUAUGACGACUUAAAAGAAAAAUAUAUCUUUCCGAUAUCAAAAAGUUCUAUUUUGUGUCAUACUCUUGUAAAAUAUUUCUUUUUUAUUUUAUGACACCCUGAAGUUGCCAUUAUCAUCUUUAUUUUCAUUUUCAUCAUCCUAGUAACAUUAUCAUUACUUCCAUUGAAUCGUAUUAUUAAUUCCGAUCAACCCAUUUUACCAUUUCUUAUCCAGAAAUCAACCCAAAUGUCUUGUACCUCCUACAUUUUUUCUGCUCUUAUUACUGCAAUACCUCACGAUCAUUUUGAGGGCAAAAUAAAAAAUACUGAGGACCGUUCCCGAAAAAAAUCAAUUUUCUAUUUGGGUGUGGAGGGGUUAUUGAGUAAAGUUUUGUGGAAAUAACGCUUAGUGCUGAGUUAUUAGCAUCAACUCUUUAUUUUGAUACUAAAAAAGGCUCCAUGUUAGGACGUAUCGGAAAAAUAAAGUCCUUCAUUCGCAGUUCUACUAAAGAUGAAUACUUUUUUGCUGAAAGUUAAAAAAUCCCAUUCAAAAUUUAAAUUGAAAAAAAACCUUCUGUUUCCGCAUCGUAGACAUAGUCGAAAAUUAAUAAACGCAACACAUUUCUUGGAUUUGCAGCAUACAAAUAUUUAUUGUGACAUCUAAGUUACAAAAACAGUUCGGAGUAAGUGAAAUUUUACUUGUACAACAGUAAUGCCAUUUAAAUAUUUUUACCGUGCCUAAAUGAUCUUGAAAUAUUACAAAAAUAUUUUAAUUUUUCGGUUUUUUCUUAGAGAUGUAUCAAUUUUUUUCAUCUUAACCAUUGGAUGUGCGGCAUAUGGUAUCGGGAUUAUAUUUUAACGUAUUGCGAUAGUAAUAUAAGAAACAAUCAAUCUUAAGAUAAUUAGUAUUCAUUUUUAGUUACAAUAAACUAUCUAAAAAUUACAUAUUGUUCUUUAUUCCACGAUCAAAUGAAUUUUGGGGGUCUAAAUGAAGUAAAAAUGUUUUUUCCAGUAUAUCUAAAUUUGUGUCUGUAUAAUGAAGAAUUUAUUUAAAACUUAUUUUUUCUAAUAGCCCUUAAAAUCUGAUAAGAAAUUUAAUGAACAUUAUUUCAAUGUGUUUCUCAAACUCGAGGCACAAAUUUAUGUGCAAUAUAAAACAUUUUCAAACAAUUCAGACACCAACCAUUUAUUGUCGUGAAAUAAAAAAACAAGAUUUCAGUUUUAAAGAAAAUAGCGAAAAGUUCGAUUUUUAAAGAUUUUUUUAAUUGUAUAUAUUCACUUGUAUUGGUGACUACGAUGUGAAGACAGGAGGAAUUUUUUCAUUAAACUUAUUAUAUGCUAAACAUUUUGCGAUUACCAAAUUGGGGUAAAAUUUACUGCAGAAGUAAAAGAAAAUAGAACAUUGCAUGGUCAAUAGUUUAGGAAAUAUAACUGGCGGAAUUUAAUUCUUAUCGAGAAAUUUGUUUGACUACAGUUAUGGUUUCCUGAAUAAAAUUUUCUUUUAUGGAACUUUCAUGAAUGUGAAGUUUUUUUCGAAAUUUCUUACUUAUGCUUCUUUUUUAUUCUUUUGAGAUCAGUUUCUCACGUCGAAUAAAGCAGAAGCAAGAAAUUAAAGAAAACAUAAUUUAUAUAUGUUCCAUAAAAUUGACUUAAAACCAUUUUUAACUACAGUGCACAGAAAUUGCGUUUUUUUAGGAAAACCAAAAUCAAAAACCUUUUUCUUAAAAUUUUUUGAUAAAAAUUAAGUUUCGACAGCUAUAUCUGCUAAACUAUGGGAGGUAUAAUAUUCGAUUUGUUUAUAAUUUUGCAAGGAACUUCAUGCCCCUCAAUUGUAUUCAACAUUUGGAGUCUUUUUUAAGAUAUCAACAUAAAGAGUUUAUGCUACUAAUUUAUCACUACAGUGUUACUUUCACAAAAAUAUAACCCCUCCCUCCCCAUAUAAAAAAUCCGAAUAACGAGAAGAGUAAGAAACUGGAAAGUGCAAGACCUUUUGGGUUGAGUUCCAUAAAAGCCAAACUGAGCUAAAAUCAAAUAGUCAUAUGCAUUUUAAAAUCCAUAUUUUUGUAGAUUUAGUUUAUAAUUAAAGAAAAUAAUAUACUAUGCAUGCAAAAAAUGUUGUGAAUCUGUAUAUUGAUGAAAGUAUGAACUAUGAAGUGUUCGAACAAAUAAAGAUUUUAUCAGCGUUUUCAGAUACUGUUUAAAAAAUAUAAAUAGUGUUAUAUUUCUCGUUCUGUACAGUUAUUACUCAGUUUAUUCACAUAUUCUUG
Molecule: messenger RNA, 2967 nt
Organism: Belonocnema kinseyi
Lineage: Eukaryota; Metazoa; Arthropoda; Insecta; Hymenoptera; Cynipidae
Product: carbonic anhydrase 4-like
Exons: 4
Coding region: 1-735 (244 amino acids)
Cellular component (GO): cytoplasm
Molecular function (GO): carbonate dehydratase activity; zinc ion binding
Source: RefSeq, a predicted model, not a curated record